Aureobasidium namibiae CBS 147.97 is the source of this 1353-nucleotide messenger RNA. RefSeq lists its product as uncharacterized. The transcript has 3 exons. The coding region runs from base 1 to 1353 and encodes 450 amino acids. The record is from RefSeq and is a predicted model, not a curated record. Gene Ontology annotation, molecular function: glycosyltransferase activity. Gene Ontology annotation, cellular component: membrane. Lineage: Eukaryota; Fungi; Ascomycota; Dothideomycetes; Dothideales; Saccotheciaceae.
AUGCUCGCUGCGGGACAUUCGUUGAGAUGCCUGGAGCCCCUUCUUGUGCUCUCACGGCGAAAGUCACAGGCAUACCUUCGCGCGAUUUCUGUGUGUGUGCUUCUUGUUUUCUUUUGGGCUAACCUACCCUUGUUCGCCAGCUUGGAAAAGCGAAUGCUUCGCAAUGCUUACACGCCCUCAUCACUCGGCUUCGAAUACAAGAAUCUUCCUGGGGCGAACGACACAGUUGUUGUCAUGAGGACUGGUUCGACAGAGAUUCAAGACAAGCUGCCUAUUCAUAUGGCUACAACACUACGCCGCUAUCCUGAUAGCAUCAUCUUCUCUGACUACGAAGAAGAUUUUGAGAACCGUCAGGUGAUUGACGCUCUGGAGAGUGUAGAUUCGCACCUGAAAGACACAAAUCCGGACUUCGAACUAUGGCGACGACUAAAGCAGGGCGGCAGGUCCGUACUACAUCAGGAUGAAUUGAGCGGGCAGUCAAUCUGGCUUGAUCAUGGUAUUGGAAAGGCCGAAAAUCCAGGCUGGAAGCUGGACAAAUUCAAGUUCCUUCCGAUGGUCAACCGGACUUUGCAUGACUAUCCCGACAAGAAAUGGUACAUUUUCGUCGAGCCUGACACUUUCAUAUUCUGGCAGACAUUGUUGGUCUAUUUAUCGAAUCUCGACUGGACGAAAUCGUACUAUCUUGGAGGAGAAAUGCAAAUUGGCGACGUGAUAUUCGCUCAUGGAGGUAUGGGGUUCAUCGUCUCUCGGCCCGCCCUCGAGAGUGUGGUGGCUCAAUAUCAAGCUCAUCAGAGAGAAUACGAAGACUUUACGGAAGGUCACUGGGCUGGCGAUUGUGUACUUGGAAAAGCUCUCAAAGACGCCGGCACAUCGUUGACAUGGGCUUGGCCUAUAUUUCAAGGUGACGACGUUGGAAACAUGAAUUACAAUUAUACAAAGCUGUGGUGCCAGCCUACCGUCUCAUAUCACCACGUCUCGCCAUCGGUCAUUCAAGAUCUGUUUGAUUUCGAGAAGACAUGGAUGUCAGAUACAAACAAUACCAGUUUCUUGCGCCAUCGAGACAUCUUCAAGCUUUUUGCUCUCCCUCGCAUGAAUGCUACACGCACGCAUUGGGAUAAUUUUUGCACGGACGACCGGGGUCCCGCAGACUCCCUUCAAGAAUGUCGGGCCAUCUGCGUGGCGGACAAAAGUUGCCUUCAGUAUCAAGUGAAUGCUGAGGAUAAGUGUCUGACAACCUCUCGACCCAAUGUAGGACAAUCUGCUACUAAUACCACAUCGGACUGGAUCUUCGAGCGGGUGCAGGAGUUUUACGACCAGGCGGAAGAUUGUCAAGGAGUGAGAUGGAUCUCCUGA